AUGACACGAAUAAAUUUAUACAGAUUAAGUGUACUACCAAAUAUUUUAAAAGUUACAACUGUAAUUUUUGCUAUUAUAAUUUUAAUCAUAACAGGAUCAGCCAUUAUUCAAAAUUCGGGUUUGAAAAUUGUACGAAUCACAGCAACAGCAAAUAUAGUUGUAAAUAUUAUUCUUAUAGCUAUACUAGCUUUAGAAUUAGAUGAUAAAAUGAUAUAUAAAAAAAAAUUAAUUACAUGGCCAUUAAUUGAAUUAUGUUCCUCGAUCACCUUUACAAUACUAUAUUUUAUAGAUAUUUGGUUAUGUGUUAGUGGCAGUAAUUUUAUCAAUAACGGUAAGAUGACAUGGAGUGGUAUAUUUGUAUUGGGAAAUUUUGCACAAUACAUGAUGCAUACAAUUAUAUUUGCAGAGAUAUGGUAUAAAGAAAAAAAACUUAAUGAACCAACUGAAACGAUCCCCGUUACUGAAAUACCAAAUACAAAUUAUGGGAUGGCAUAA
Strongyloides ratti is the source of this 495-nucleotide messenger RNA. RefSeq lists its product as hypothetical. The transcript has 2 exons. NCBI's taxonomy places the organism in Eukaryota, Metazoa, Nematoda, Chromadorea, Rhabditida, Strongyloididae. The coding region runs from base 1 to 495 and encodes 164 amino acids. The record is from RefSeq and is a predicted model, not a curated record.